Messenger RNA from Pipistrellus nathusii (Nathusius's pipistrelle), 486 nucleotides. The record is from the annotation of a GenBank genome assembly. Lineage: Eukaryota; Metazoa; Chordata; Mammalia; Chiroptera; Vespertilionidae.
AUGAACCAACCUCUUUAUCCCGCUCCUGCCUCUACCCAUCCAGUCCACUCUCCUUGCUGCACUUGUGUGAUCAUUCAAGAGCUCCUCAUUGCCUGUGAGAUAGGAUUCAAGUUCCUGAGCUGGCCCCUCAAACUCACUUUAAUCUGGAAAUACCUACAUCUUUGCUCCUUCUCCUGCACCCAUUCAACAUGCCUCCACCUACCAAACUCAUCCUGGUCUUUGGGCAUAUUAUUGCUCCUUCUCCCUGGGAUGUCCUUGUCCCCUAUCUCAGCCUCUGGGAAUCUUCUGGACUCAACAGAGGCCCUCCUCCUUCAGGAAGCCUUGGCCGGCCCUGUGAGCACUCUCUACCAGAUCAGCCUUCCUGGUGCUCACCUCCCCAGGCCUGUGGAUUCCCUGCCAGAAGGGUCAGCACUCCAAUGGUACCAGCUCAGGGUCAGCACUCCAGUCUCCUUGCUGCCCUGUACCCAGCCCUGUGCUGGCCACUGA